This is a messenger RNA of Dendrobium catenatum, 1088 nucleotides long. RefSeq lists its product as uncharacterized. Lineage: Eukaryota; Viridiplantae; Streptophyta; Magnoliopsida; Asparagales; Orchidaceae. Bases 351 to 791 code for a protein of 146 amino acids. The transcript has 2 exons. The record is from RefSeq and is a predicted model, not a curated record.
AUGCCUUUAUUUCACCCGGCCGGCUCUCGCCUCUCGAGUCUCCACCUGCACCAGUCUAGGUUUUCCUUCUCGUCCUCCGCUGCCCUCUCGACUUCGCUCGCUCUGCAAUUUUUUUGGAUGGUGGGAGAUUCUCUGAAGCCAUUCCCCUUCUCUCCAUCGAAGAAGAGGGACUCAGGCGCCGUAUCGAUCAUUGCUUUCGUCUUUGCCGCCGCCUCCGCUUCUCCUUUCUCCUACUGCAUGCAGGGCUGGCACUAUCGCUGCCUUGGCCUUGACCCUUAGGUUCGCCUUCUGAAUCUCUUCGCAUACCUGCUGUUUUUCUUUUUCUAGCAACCGCAGAACGCGCGAGCGCGAUGGCGUUGCCCUGGAAGGGAAUCGAGAAGGAUGAUAAGCAGGGGAAGAAAAAUAAUGGAAAGAAGGGAGAGACCAAUCGGAUCCUUAUUACGGUAACUGUGAUCGGUAGCGCUGGUCCGAUCCGCUUUGUGGUGAGGGAGGAGGAACUCGUCUCUUCCGUUAUGGGUACCGCGCUCAAGACUUAUGCGCGUGAGGGCCGCCGCCCCAUUCUCGGUUCAGAUCUUGAUUACUUUGUACUUUACCACGCCUACGACGGAUCAUGCCCUCUGAGCCCUUGGGAUCCGAUCGGCUCCUUUGGGAGUAGGAAUUUCUUGCUGUGCAAAAAACAGAUGUUGGACGGUCAGAGAUCUGCGACUCCUGCGAAGGAGAUUGGAAAGAAAGGCACGGGUGGAUGGAAGGCCUGGUUCAAUAAGUCUCUCGGUUUGAUCUCUUCUGCAUGAGCAAUUCCUUAUCUGAAGAUCAGUUACCCGGGCCUGAUUGAUUCCGCUUUUGUCUUCUAAAGUGGCAGCCCAGCAGUCAGUUUACUUUUCUUUACGAUUUUGUGGAUGUCAAUUGCAAAGACUGCGCCUUUAUGCUUUCCUUUAACUUUAGCUGAUAGUUUUCAAUUGCUUUUUUAAUAAUAUUGAUGGCCAUUAAGACGUUAUCGGCUAUUAUUUGUCAGUUUCAAAACUGUGAAAACUUUGAUAUCUGUUUGAAUUAUAUUUGUUUUACAGAAUUGUGCGGUUUUUGUUGCAAUC